AUGAACAACUAUUUCUCGGACUUCGUGAGUAAAUUCGGAGGACAUACUUGGGGAUCGACCCUGUACAGCGAGGUUGAUAGCAAGGUAAACAACACACCUCGAAUUGGAUUUGUGACCCUUUACAAUCCUUCUUGGGCAAACGAAAAUGACGAGAGUCUUGAUGGCCUAUCCAAACAAGUUUUAUUCUUCGUGGCUCCUCGAGCCACAGACAACCAAAGCUUUGACUCUAGGGCUCUGGAAGAGCUAGGUUAUAAUCCCGUUCGUGAGCACUUAAACAUUGUUGGACUUCUUCGCGGUACAUGCUCUUUGAUGUCGGAUUUCGGAUCAACGGCUGGACCGGUCACAAUAGACAUUAAAAAUGGCGCUAUCAUCGACAUAGAACUAGAAAGCGGGUUCUUUCUUGCUAUAUCUUUGGUUACAAACACAGAUGAAAAACAAAAGAGAAACAUCUGUGUGAAACAGCUCAUGAGUGCAGCCCAAAAGAAUCACAGAAUAUUCGAAUUGAUUAACCUGCCCUUAACAAAUCUUGUACAACUAUAUGGAAGAAAGCAAUCGAGUGAAUUGCUCAAAAAUUAUUGGCAGGGUUUCUUGAAUAAUUUCAAUUUUGAGCAGGCCACUUCGUUCGGACCUUCAAAGAUCUUGUGGCCAAACCGUCUUAAUACUCGCGGAUUUUUUGAUUUUCUCCCUAAGAAGUGCUACAAAAAAUCGUCAAUAAGACUAAAUAAAGCCAUUUUAUCAGAGAUUGAUAAAUUGGUUCUUGACAAUAAUGUUAAGCCUUCGGGGUACAUCGUGGCAAGCAUGGACACGCUUUUGACCAAAAAUUCGGGAAUUAUCCACAUGAAUUUAGGCGAGAAAAAAAUGCUAGAUAAAGAUUCAGUCAUUUGUGUCUAUGAAAUGUUAGAGGAUGUCAACGCAAGCAACUGCCUUAAUUCUCUGUUCUUUUCUCAGCUAAAUAACUCUCAGGAUAUUUAUACUCUGUUGAGCAACAAGUGGCAGCGUGCAUCUGAGACCCAAGAGCACCAACUGGCUCAUUCGCAACCUGAAGAAUCUGAAGAUGAGAGCUUACAGACUAAUGAGUAUCAUAUUGAUGCUGUUAAUGCUCUUGCAAUGCUUAAUCCCCUCAAACUUUCCGAGUCACUUGUUUCCCUGCCUCUCAAUAGCACGUUGAGAGGGUUCAGGAGCCUUGGCCAAACAGUCACAGAACAAGUGCAUGAAGCUCCAAACUGGUUCAAUCGAAUGAAUUAUUUUGCAACCACUCAUGAAUCUGAAAAUAAUACUGUAAGUGCAAACCAAGAUGACAACAUUCCGAGUGUUGACGACGGAGAAUAUUUCCUAGGACUAAAUGGAGAUGAAAUCACAAGGUUUCUAGUUCACAUCCCAACCAUUUCUCACAACAGUUCCUCGAAUAUAUUGGAGUACCUGUUGGUAGCUUAUAGACGAGGAGAUAUAAUAACUGUGCUUUUCUAUGAAUCCGGAUAUGAGGUUCUAGACAGUGAGUCUUUCUAUUUGGAUUUGGAAUCAUGUGUGCUAAACCCCUUAGCAGAAGUUAUCAGAGAAAAUGACCAAGACCUCUUUGCACCCUUGGAAAACAGUGUGGGCUCUUUACUAGAACCAAUUGAAGCAGCAGUACAUUCUAAUACCGAAGAACAAGAGUACGGCAUUGAUAACAAUUUCUUCUUUAUUAUUUAUGACUCAGAGAACAAGUCUUACGAAACAUCACUUCCAGAUUUCCAGGUAGCGAGGCCGAAGUUCCGAGACUUUGAGCAACAAAAACCACAAUUGGAACGGAUUAUGUUUCAUCUUCAUGAUCACUUGGUUAAGCACUAUAUCUUUGAGACCAAAGAACGCAUUUUUCAGACAGACGGCAUGGUUUGCGAGCAACUUCAUAAAUUCUCCAGUAGCAAACAUAAUGAUUGGCUAUUCUACUCCAUGCGACAUGAGAAAAAAAUCAUAAUCAUCAUUCGAGACUCAAGCUACAAAGUUAAAUCAAAACCUGUUUUGAACCCGGAGAAAACGUACCUCAUGAAUAUCGCUGACAGAGUCUACGGUGCAGCCAACUAUGGAUUUUUAGAAAUCUUAGGCGGAGAUGUUAAAGUCUGGCUCGGAGGGCUAGGUAUGGGCCCUGAAGAAGAAAACAUUGAAUGA
Messenger RNA from Metschnikowia bicuspidata var. bicuspidata NRRL YB-4993, 2145 nucleotides. RefSeq lists its product as uncharacterized. Lineage: Eukaryota; Fungi; Ascomycota; Pichiomycetes; Serinales; Metschnikowiaceae. The transcript has a single exon. Bases 1 to 2145 code for a protein of 714 amino acids. Gene Ontology annotation, biological process: vesicle-mediated transport. Gene Ontology annotation, cellular component: Mon1-Ccz1 complex; intracellular membrane-bounded organelle. The record is from RefSeq and is a predicted model, not a curated record.